CUCGCCCUUCUCUCUCCCUCCCCACCCCCGCUUGUUGUCGCCUUGACAGCGGGGGAAGGGAAGAGCCGGGGGGAGGGAAAGGGAGCGCAAGGACCGAGGCGAGGGGUCCGCUUUUUCUCCCUCUUCCUCUCGCCCCUUUUAGACUCGCCGCCGCCACCCCCCAGUCCAUCCCCCCCUCCCCGCCCGGCCUUCGCCUGCUCCCAGUUCCCGCCUCAGUGAUUGCCAAAUGGAUUUUCGCCGCCCGGGCAGGAGGGGAGGGGAAGAGGAGGAGGAGGAGGCAAGCUGAGGGGCUCCGCGGUGGCCUCCCCACCCCAACCCGCUUCCCCCCUUUCCCAAAAUGGGGCUGGGGCUGGCCUUGGUGAUGCACGCUUGAAGGGAGGGGUCCCCGAAGCUCCUCCCGCGCUGCCAGAAGUGCCUCCCCAGCGGACCCUCUGGGCUGGCCGGAGAUGGAUGGGACCGAGCUGGAUGGCAGCCGCAGCGCAGGAGCCCCUCAGCAAGGCUGCCUGGCGGCGGCGGCGGCAGCAGCACCCGCAGCCUCGACUCCUAACAGGACCGUUAGUGAGGCAGCAGGCGAGGAGAAAGCGAUCAGCCCCUCAGCCCAAGCAGCCACCAUGGCAGAGCCUACGGGGCAGCCGCCUCCCGCCUCCGAGGGCACAGCUACCUCGACUCCCUUCGUCGCUGCAACCCCGCAGGAACUGAAGAAGCAGCAGAAGCAGCAGCAGCAGCAUGGUGUCAAGAGGCACCAUCACAAGCACAACCUGAAGCAUCGCUAUGAGCUACAAGAGACGCUGGGCAAGGGGACCUAUGGCAAAGUCAAGCGGGCCAUCGAGAGGUUUUCAGGGAGAGUGGUUGCAAUAAAGUCCAUCCGUAAGGACAAAAUUAAGGAUGAACAAGAUAUGGUUCACAUCAGACGGGAGAUUGAGAUCAUGUCAUCUCUCAACCAUCCUCAUAUCAUCACUAUAUAUGAAGUAUUUGAGAACAAAGAUAAGAUUGUGAUCAUCAUGGAGUAUGCAAGCAAAGGUGAAUUGUAUGAUUAUAUCAGUGAAAGGCGAAGGCUGAACGAGAGGGAAACAAGACACUUCUUCCGGCAAAUUGUCUCUGCUGUGCAUUACUGCCACAAGAAUGGUGUUGUCCAUAGGGAUCUAAAACUGGAAAAUAUUCUUCUUGAUGAUAACUGUAAUAUUAAGAUUGCAGAUUUUGGGCUUUCAAAUCUUUAUCAGAAAGACAAAUUUCUCCAAACCUUCUGUGGAAGUCCAUUAUAUGCAUCUCCUGAGAUUGUCAAUGGAAGACCUUAUCGAGGCCCAGAAGUUGACAGCUGGGCCCUUGGUGUGUUACUUUACACUCUGGUUUAUGGAACAAUGCCAUUUGAUGGCUUUGAUCACAAAAAUCUAAUCAGACAAAUCAGCAGUGGAGAAUACCGUGAGCCAACACAGCCUUCAGAUGCUCGUGGCUUGAUCAGAUGGAUGUUGAUGGUGAAUCCAGAACGCCGAGCAACUAUUGAAGACAUAGCCAAUCAUUGGUGGGUUAACUGGGGCUAUAAAAGCAGUGUUUGCGACUGUGAUGCAUUGCAAGACUCUGAGUCCCCUCUGCUGUCUAGGUUCAUAGACUGGCAUCAUCGUUCUAAUGGCCUCCAGCCAGAGUCUGAUACCAAAAUUAAGUGCCUUUCGAAACCCAAAGGAUCCGAAGUCAUGCUAGAGAGACAGAGGUCUCUGAAAAAAUCAAAGAAGGAAAAUGACAUAGUACAGUCUAUUCAGGAAGGAGGUGUCGAAAAUGCAUGUAAAUUAAACUCCAAAAGGCCAAAAGGCAUCCUGAAGAAAAGGAGCAAUAGUGAACAUCGAUCUCAUAGUGCAGGAUUUAUUGAAGGAGUAGUCAAUCCAGUAUUGCCUUCCACUUUUAAAACAGAGCAGGAGUUAUAUAGGACAGGCAUGUCCAUUAAGUGUGUUGUGGAAGGGGAAGUAACGGGUAAAUAUAGCACUAAGCAGUCUUCCUUAAUGCCAAAAAAAGGAAUCCUCAAGAAGACUCAGCAAAGAGAAUCAGGAUACUACUCCUCUCCAGAACGGAGUGAAUCUUCAGAACUCUUGGACCAUAAUGAGGAUGUGGGAAACAGUGACACAUCCCCAGGUGUAACUGAAACAUUAAGAAUAGAGCCUCAUAGCCAUUCUUACAGACGGAAGGGUAUUUUAAAACACAGCAGCAAAUAUUCCCCCAGUAGCACGGAUUCAGCUUUAAUCAGCCCAGAUGCACCAACACUGGAAGCUAUGGAGGAAGCAAUUCUGCCCGGAGAUGGAUUAUCUCGAAGUUACAGCCGCCCUUCUAGUGUAAUCAGUGAUGACAGCAUCCUAUCAAGUGACUCAUUUGACUUGGUGGACUUGCAAGAGAAUAGGCUCAGAAUCAGGAGCUGCGUGUCAGCUGAAAAUGUUCUUCAGAUGCAAGAUUUCCAGGGACUUCAAAACCGCUCUCGACCACAGUACCUGAAACGCUAUCGGAAUCGGACAGGCGACAGCAGUUUUUCCCUCCUUACAGACAUGGAUGAUGUCACUCAGGUCUACAAGAAAGCUCUGGAGAUCUGUAACAAACUAAACUAGCAGGUGGGAGAUAGCAGGGCUGGAAGAAAAGGGUCUUGGGUACCUUUAUGAUGGAGUUGGCCCAAUUUUUAAUUUGCUGGCCAUGGUGGUGUAAUGGAAGAGAUAUUGAACAGUCAUAGUGUCUGUUGAGGUCUGUUGAGGAAAAAUUCAUCUCAUACUCAUUAUGCAACCUUACAGCUUAUAUAGUCAAAAUACUACCUAAUGUCAAAAGAAGUUACAAUAAUGUAUAAAGUGAAACCUCAUGAAUCUGGCAGACAGAAAAAGAUCAUGUUCCAGUGGCUAUAAGCUGAAGCUAGACAAAAUGUAAACUGGAAAAAGGGUACAUGUAUUUAUAUUAGAGAAGGUAACUUACCACUGGAAAAGCUAUAAUGCUAAAAGAAAAGAAAAACAUUUUUAAAAAGAAAAAGUCAACAGUAAAGUUAUUUGCAGGUGGAUUUGAUAAUGCCCACAUGUUCAAGGGAAUGACAUUUUCUGAUUCCAAGCCAAACAAAACCCUGAUCCAGAGAAACACAUGUGCAGCAGUGGGUUGUCUGCUGCACACACAGAUCAAUGCCUACUUGUUCAGCCAGUGAUCGGCACUGCCAGUUAUCUGCUGGUCAUGCUACCCUGUGAGAAGACAUUUUAUAAUUGCGUUGGGAAGUGUUUUGUGUAGAGUUUAGGCUAGAAAGAGAUAGUGAGAUAGUGAAAUGUUGACAAGAUAGUGAAAGUAUGGAAGGAGAUACGUUUUUCCCCAAACAAAAGAAGCAACCAAGGUCUCUGAAAAUCUGCAUAGCCAUACUGAUGUAUUAGAAUAUGGCUUCAAAUUGGGCAGAAGUGGUGGAGAAUCCUGAUAUUAUUGGUUGCAGAGGAAAACUAAAAUGUCUUGACAGUUUUUAUUCAAGCUUCAGUGCAUCUGCUAUUCCACAUUAUCUGUAGCUCCCAUUGGUAGGCACAAUCCAAAGAAACAGUUAUUGAUUUCCCAUAAAGUUAGUGGAAUGCUAUUGUGGUGUUACACAAUUGAAUUUUAAUUCCUUCAAUUAGAUUCAAGCAUGCCUUCAUUUCAUGGAAUCACUGUCUUCCAUCUCUUCCUUCCAUUAAAUUUCUUCUUUUUCCCCAGUUUUUGCUUAACAGAUUUGGUAAGAAAACUCCGGUUCAAAGAAUAACUAUUAGAAUCAUAGUCCAAAAUCCUAUUAUUUGUGUCUGCUGGCAUAAUAGAAUUGGUGUUAACUUCACUGGCAAAUUGCUAUAAGUGAAGGAAUUAGAUCAGCAUUUGUUGUUGUGUUCAAGUUGUGUAACUACGCACACAACAGCAAAUGCCUCACUAACUUUUAAACUUGCAACAGUUCACCAAUGAGAUUUUCUCCAGUUGCAUUAAGAAAGUGGAAAAACUCAACAGUAUUUAAGAAUUGUAUAGCUGGCAAGAACCUCAAAGGAUUAUCAACUUCAUUCUAGUCCUGAUAUAGGAGAUUUACAGCUAAAAUGCCCAUGACAGAAAACAGCCCAUUCAACCUCUGUUUAAAAAUCUAAAGUGAAGGAAAGUCUUAUCAUCUUCCAAAAUAGUCCACUCCACUGUCAAUUGACAAUAACAAUGACAGUUGACAUCACUAAUAGGAAGUUCUUCCAAACAUUUAGUCAAAACCUGCUUUGAAUCCUUUAACUUGGGUACUACUCUAUGCACUCAAAGAAAACAACCUUCACUUUCUCUAUCACAGCCCUUCAAAUAUUUGAAGAUGGCUCACUGUCUUCUCUUCCCCAGGCUAAACAUAACCAGCUCCUUCAACUGUUCUGAUAGGUUGUGGUUUCCAAAUAAUUUACUAUCUUGAUCAUCCUCCUCUGAACUUUUUAAGGAAUCAACAGAAUCUGGUUUCUAUAGAAUCAAGCUACACAGGAAUUUAAGGAAAGGGUCUAGGGUACGAGUAUGUAGCAGAACAAACCAAUACAAAUCUCUUACUAGGAAGAACAACUGAUAAUCUAAGAUAAGUUUAAAACAAGAAAUCAACACACAGGAGAUCAAAAACAAAACAUUGAGAUCAAACAAGCAUUUCCUAAGAUUAAAGAAAUUCUGAUGGGGAAGGGAGGAAGAACUUGUUCCGCUGUGCAAAUUGUGUGAGUCACAAAAAUUAUGAAAAUGUAUACCAUAUAUCUAAUUGUGCAAACUAAUGUAAUAGAUUUUUAGUUUGAUGAAUGGCAGAAUUUAGGUUUUGUCAAAGAAUUUGAAUUCAUAGUUACAUAUUUCAAAAGCAUAGCACAGAACUCCAGAGACUGUGUCAAUAAGUGAUGCAUUAUGAAAAUAGAAGAAAUGUGACUUUUGAGCAGGAAUACGGGAAUCAGAUAGGAGACUUAAUGAGAAAUACAGUUUAAGAAUGUGUAUGUAUUACGGAUGUUGUCGUAUGGCCAGUGGGGUCAAAUUGAAGAAGAUAAAACAUGUCUCAUGGACAUAAAUUUAAAAUUGCAGUUGAAGGCUUUAGCUCCCAUAAAGGUACCAGUUGGGUCUACUAGAAUUAUGUGAAUGUAAGCCUUUCUUUAAAUACGCACUAUGUAUUUAACAGGCCUGGGCAAUUCAGAAUCAUGGGGCCCACUUUGGUUCACAAUUAUCCCUACAAGCAGUUCCAGCUGAGUUUCAUCAUAAAAUUAGCUUACAGUGUGAAAAUCUUGCAGCUUUAAAAUAAAGUCUUAGUCCUCACAUCUAAUGAGAAAAAAUUGGCCAGGAUUCUGUUCCUGCAUUUAACACUUCCAACCUCAUGAGUUACCUGAGUAAAGAAUUUGGCCCAUUUUAACAUGCACCUCCAAAUGUUGCAGGAAACUAGUGCCAAACUCAAGAGAUUACACAAUGAAUGAUAUGUGAGUUAUAAGAAAGUAUUAUUUUACAUUUCUCAUAAUUAUGUCUGAACAGACUAAUUUUUUUAAUUAGAAUACUUUCAUUUCAGAAUGACAAGUGAAUUUAUUGGUUUUAUUUUUCCAGAGGAACUCUUCCAGUUCUUGAGGACUGCUAUAUCUAGGAAAAAGUUUUGGAACCAAUUAAUUAUUCGAUCUUCAGCAAAUGCCACUGAAUCCCUGCAAAAUCUAUAUAGCCAUACUUGCGCAAAUGAGGACAGAAUUCUUCUGUCCUGUGCUGAGAACAUUUUCUUCUUUGUAUACUGUUGAAUACCUAACACAGUAUAAGUAACUUACCUUCUCUUACCUCGCAUACUGUGUACUAUGUGGACAGCCUAUCCCUAAAGCAUGUUUACUUAGAAGUCAAUCCUAAUGAGUUCACAGGAAUUUACUCCCAAAUAAGUGAGCAUAGGAUUGAUUGCAGCCUUAGAGAGGGGUAUAUAAAUUUACAGCCUUCCCCCCCCAGCAAUUUGGUUAAAAUAUUUAUCAACAUAAAGGCCAUGCUUCGAUUCAGCUUUGUACAAACAUUGCUUGCUGUUAUAGGACCAAUCUCAAGUUGUGUUGGAAGUGGGUUUCUAUGAAAUAGUGCUGACUUACUCUGCUUGUCUGACACAAUUAAACGUUUAAUUGAUGUACGCAGGGAGGGAAAGGGAACUCUCGUCUCCUGUUGGGAGGAACUAACAAUCACUUCCAAAGUGAGCUCUACCUAAGUAGAUGAUGCCCAGGCCUGCCAUUUUAUGUACAAAUGUGAAUGAUUGAUUGAUUUCUGCCAAACUGGAAAAAUGUUCUGUAAGGACUUACUGACAUAUUAUCAUUCCUAGAAGAAGCAGAACACAUGACUGCACAUUGUUAUUAUUAGUGUUGUGUAUUUUUUUUCCUUAUUUAAUUUGGGAAGUUCCUUUUUUAUAUUUCAAAGUUGACUUUUUAAUUUGAAUUUGUCAUUUUUUUAAUUUAUUGGUCUGAAAGCCAUUUCAAAGGUAUAAUAAUAUAUUUUGGUGUAAUUUAAUUGGUGCAGCAUUAUUUUACAGCUAUGGCCAAAAUGUUUCCUUUUAAAAAUGUUGUUCUUUUUGUCUUGCUCAUUGGUUAGUUUGAUCUCUAUGAGGCAGGGGGAAAAGCUGGAUAAUCACCUAAAGUGUUUGUAUUUUUAAUCUGAUACUGUCUUUUUUAUGAAAUAAAAAAUUAAUAAAAAUGUGAA
This is a messenger RNA of Pogona vitticeps (central bearded dragon), 6633 nucleotides long. It is a transcript of the gene NUAK1, whose product is annotated as NUAK family kinase 1. Gene Ontology annotation, cellular component: cytoplasm. Gene Ontology annotation, molecular function: tau-protein kinase activity; ATP binding. NCBI's taxonomy places the organism in Eukaryota, Metazoa, Chordata, Lepidosauria, Squamata, Agamidae. The record is from RefSeq and is a predicted model, not a curated record. Gene Ontology annotation, biological process: protein phosphorylation; microtubule cytoskeleton organization; intracellular signal transduction.